UGCAGCUGUUCUCUAACGGAGGACUCCUCUAAUAGCUGUUUAGUUCGGACCGAAUGACGAUUUGCAUUUGCACCUUUCCGUCCCCUGAACGAUAACGGCAUUUUACCUGCAGUAAUAUGGUCUAAAAUGAACCGCAAUCAGCACAAGGUGCUUAGUGUACUAAACAAUAAACGCUCCCGUGGGAGAAACAGAGCGAUCCGCGCCAAGACACCCUUGACCUCCACACUAAUAGGGAUGCCAAAGGAAAAAUAUGAUCCUCCAGAUCCUCGCAGAAUUUAUACCAUCAUGUCAGCAGAGGAGGUAGCCAAUGGGAAAAAGUCUCACUGGGCAGAAUUAGAAAUCUCGGGUAGAGUGCGGAGCUUAAGUACAUCACUUUGGUCUUUGACACACUUAACAGCGCUGCACCUAAAUGACAAUUACCUUAGUCGCAUCCCGCCUGAUAUUGCCAAGCUUCAUAAUCUGGUUUACCUGGAUCUGUCAUCCAAUAAACUCAGAAGUUUACCAGCAGAACUAGGAAACAUGGUGUCUCUCAGGGAAUUGCUUUUAAAUCACAAUAUGUUACGGGUUUUGCCUUAUGAACUUGGUCGGCUCUUCCAGCUACAAACUCUAGGUUUGAAAGGCAAUCCUUUGUCACAGGAUAUUCUCAACUUGUACCAGGACCCAGAUGGAACCCGAAAGCUACUGAAUUUCAUGCUUGACAAUCUUGCAGUUCAUCCAGAGCAGCUUCCUCCGAGGCCAUGGAUUACAUUAAAAGAACGAGACCAAAUUCUGCCAUCAGCAUCAUUCACGGUUAUGUGUUACAAUGUGUUAUGCGAUAAAUAUGCUACCCGGCAGCUAUAUGGCUAUUGCCCAUCCUGGGCACUAAACUGGGAAUACAGGAAAAAGGGAAUUAUGGAAGAAAUUGUUAACUGUGAUGCAGAUAUCAUUAGUCUUCAGGAAGUGGAAACAGAGCAAUACUUCACUCUCUUUCUGCCAGCAUUGAAGGAGCGUGGAUAUGAUGGAUUUUUUUCUCCAAAAUCACGUGCCAAAAUCAUGUCUGAGCAGGAGAGAAAGCAUGUGGAUGGUUGUGCAAUAUUCUUCAAAACAGAAAAAUUUACAUUGGUGCAGAAGCAUACAGUAGAAUUUAACCAGGUGGCAAUGGCUAAUUCAGAUGGAUCUGAAGCUAUGCUGAACAGAGUCAUGACAAAAGAUAACAUUGGUGUUGCUGUGGUAUUAGAGGUCCACAAAGAACUAUUUGGAGCAGGUAUGAAGCCUAUUCAUGCUGCAGAAAAACAGCUGCUUAUAGUGGCAAAUGCCCACAUGCAUUGGGACCCAGAGUAUUCCGAUGUGAAACUUAUCCAGACCAUGAUGUUUGUCUCGGAGGUGAAAAACAUUCUGGAAAAAGCUUCAAGUAGGCCUGGCAGCCCAACUGCAGAUCCUAAUUCCAUCCCGCUGGUGCUAUGUGCAGAUCUUAACUCAUUGCCAGAUUCAGGUGUUGUGGAAUAUUUAAGCAAUGGAGGAGUAGCUGACAACCAUAAAGACUUCAAGGAACUAAGGUACAAUGAGUGUCUUAUGAACUUCAGCUGCAAUGGAAAGAAUGGAAGCUCAGAAGGGAGAAUCACACACGGCUUCCAACUUAAGAGCGCCUAUGAAAAUAACUUGAUGCCUUACACCAAUUACACCUUUGAUUUCAAAGGUGUGAUUGACUACAUUUUCUAUUCCAAGACUCAUAUGAACGUGCUUGGUGUCCUGGGGCCUUUAGAUCCUCAAUGGCUGGUUGAGAACAACAUCACUGGGUGUCCACACCCUCACAUCCCUUCAGACCACUUCUCACUGUUAACACAACUUGAACUCCACCCUCCAGUCCUGCCUCUUGUCAAUGGUGUUCACUUGCCUAAUCGGAGGUAGUGGAGUAUUGCCCCGCAAAGAUGGGGACCCGUUGCUAUGGACCUGUACAGUUGUAAAUCAAAGUAUGUAGGAGUGAAGUAUGGCCAUCCUUAAGCUGCUUCUUCAGGUUCCUUUCAUUAUGUGUUUGCUAUAAGACUUUGUGCAUUUUUGUGCAUACUGAUAUCAUUUGGCACUAGGGCUGGAACCAGAAUAGUACUUUCCAAAAUUUUAAUUUAACAUUUUUAAAUUUGGACAUUCUUCUUAAUUAUAUUGUCAGUAUUCAUAAUUGAUAAAUCACCAAUUCGAAGCCCAAGAACAUUGUAUUUGCUUUCUUGAAACACAUUUUUGUGAAUGAUUUCAAAUGAGCCAAUCAUUGUAUAAAAAGAAAUUUUUAAAAACUAUACAAGAUUUUAAAUUGAAUGAUGGCAUGCAUUACAAGGAAAAAUUUCUUGAAUUUCUGCUUUUCUUCAUGAUAAACUAACUUUUGGCUCCCUAAAUCAUUUGCACAUUAACAAAGCACUUAAAUUUUCUUUAUUUGUAUAUAAACUACAAUAUAGCCUCUAUCUAUAAGGAAGUUUGAGAAAUUAAAAGAUGAUUAUACAAUUGCCUUCAAAAUCAAGCAUUCAGUAGCACUGACAGUUCGUUGGAGAUUCACCAGUUGCUUUGAGGAAUCACUUUUUUAUUCCUGUUUAGUUACAACUUUUUGAGAAGUAUUAAUUGUAAGCCUCUCUCUUCAGUUCAGUUGUAGGGAAAUAGCAAGUAAUUUAGAAUUUGGUAUAUUGAAAAUGCAUACAAAAUUUGUAUCUGAUGUUUUUCAUAUUUUCCUACCCUUUUCUGUCUGAUUGUACUAAAAAAAGAGAUACUACAUGAUCUGUUACCAUUUUUUGCCAUUACAGUUAAAUGUUUAUCAAACUGCUGAAAAGAAGCCCUGAUCAAAAUUUCAGAAGGGGAAAGCCAUACAAAUAUUUCAUGUGUUUCCCCAAGUAAGUUUAACUAUCUGUUGGUUUGGGAUUUUUCAGGUAACAAUGCAGAUGAUUGGAGGGAGUGAAAGCAUAGAUUUGGGGGCAGUAGUUGAAAACUUCGGAUCAUUUUUCCUAACUCUAGCUGCCAAAUGGCCAUCAUAUGCUUUUAAUCUUUGUUUCUAUUGUCUGUCAGGGUUGAAUUAAGAAGCUACUGGUUUAUUCUCAACUGUUGAUGCCUUUAGACAUGUUGGCAUUUUUUUUUCUUUUCUUUUCUUUUUCUUUUCUUUUUCUUCCCAGGAGGGGCCAUUUUAAAAUCAAUGGCUCAAAAGACAGUGAAUAUAACACUGCUUUCUGGGGGAAAAAAAUAAUUGCCACGUGAUGUUAAUUAUGGCACAGUAACAGGAAAAGGUUGUGUCUGUGUUUUUAAGUUUUUCUUUAUUCUGCUUUUUUGCUGCUAUAAGAACUUUCUGAAAUUUAUAUUUUAAACUUUUCAUGCACUUUACUGUUUCUAGUCUCAAAGUGUGAUAUUUUUAAUAAACAAAUUUUCCAUUAUGUGAAUGAAAUUUUAAAAGAAAUAACCUAUAUUUGUGUCUUGCUAAUAUAUAAAGUAUAAGUCAAAUUUAAAUUAUUUAAUUAGUUUUAAAUAUAUACAUUUGUCUCCUCUUUCAAACCUGACAUGUUAGGUUGUUUUAUUAGUCUUAAAUGAUGCAUUUCCUUUGGUCAUUUCUUGCAUAAAUCAAUCAGGCUAUAUACGAUAAUAUUUCCCUAAAGGGUAAUUUUAGUGGGAUGAGGGUGGUGGGAUGAUGUGAUAAAUAACAUGUAUGAGAUUGUAUCAGUAGGGUUCUGUACAGCCUAAACCUAAUCCCCCUUUUAAAAGUGCCUAGUGAUAGAGGCGUUGUUUGUCAUCUAUUAUAAUUGGAAUGUCAUUGUAGUUCAGUGAAGUUUCAUGUAAAUAAAAUAUUCUUUUAAAUAUUUUAAAGUAUCAGAAUAAACAAAAACAACCCUUAUGACAACAGAUUUUCCUCCAUGUGCAGGUACCCCUUCUUAUAUACCUCAAACAUCCAACAUCUAGCCAUGCAAAUUGAAGCAUAGUACUGGAAAGUAGAAUAGCAUGAAAAACUUAAUUUUGUGGACAUUACCUUUUUUUUGUAAUCAGCUACUGUAUGUUUUAUUUUGGGUCUUUUAUUUUGGGUGGGUUUUCUGCUGGGAGGUAUAUGCACUAACAAAACAUUUUCCUCCUUUCAUAUGCGCAUGUUAAUUAGCAAUGUGAGCAAUAUUUCCUACCAUACUUCACUCCCAAUAUUUUUGAGAUAUUUGUAUAAAAUGGAAUUUAAAGUUCACUUAUGAUUGUAUAUGAACCACAGAGGAGCCCAUUUAUUAAUAAAAAACUUUUUUAAUAGUUAAAUGUAGAGGGAAAAAUAAAAAAAAAAUUGGGAAACAUUGUAAACAGCUUAAGUUUAUUUUGUGUAUGAUUGAGGCACUCUGUUGCAGGAAGGUGUGUAAUUGGGUUCUCUCUGCUUCCAAAUGCACUCUUUCAAACCAGUCAUUAUCCUGUGUACUUUCAAUGUGGAUUAAGUAAAUGUUGGUAGUAACUUUGUUGAAGUAGGUAAUUGUGUUAUGUUUUGGGUGGCGCACACACUUGGGGCAUGGUAACCCAAAUUUCAUGUGCACGGUUUCCCUUGAGCCCACUGCCCAAAUUUCACAACACCCUUCACCCUCUGUUCCCUUUGUAAAAGGAGUGGUAUCUGUUUUGAGCUGCCAGUUCAGAUGAUCAGAAGAGCUGCUGUCCUCAGCAUUGUCUUGUUAAAAUGCGUGCCAUUUGGAACUUUGGCAGUAAGAAGCCAAAAGGAAGAGGUGACUGACAUACAGUAUAUAUUCAACAAAAAUAAAAUAUAUAUGCUCAUAAACUUUCUAGUUCUCAGAAUAAGUUAAGCUUUAAUGUCAUUGAACUGCUGCAUAUUUUAUGUGAACAUAAAAGACAAUGGGGCAUUUUAAGAUUGUGAUAUGUUCUCUUAAAAACCGUUAAACAUGGUUUCUGAUAUUUAAGAACUGGAGUGUUCUUUAAAUUUAUUAAAAGCAGUGUUUGAAGAAGGGAAAACGGCACUGUUUGCCAUUAUCAGUCAUAAAAGUGCAUGUCAAAUCACUCUCUCAGGCAUCAGUAUCUGCCUCAUAGCUUUACAUAUUUUGAUGGGGAACAUUGCAGCAUCCUCAGGACUGACGUCUGAAAAAGGCUCAAAUCCACGUACUGCUCCUUGCUUGUUGACUUUGUUUUAAAAUAUUGUGCCUGGUGUCAACUUUUAAGCAACAGCACUGCCUAAAAGCAAGCAGAGAACAGAAUCCCAGCACCAUUCUAUAGGCAACUUUUUAGAAUUCAGAUAUAGUAAAUCUGUUCAAGAUUUAUGAUGUUGUAUGUAAAAAAUUUUUGUAAACAUAGCUGAAUAUUUUUGUUUCAUUUAAUGUAAGGUGUGUGAACGUUCAUUUGAAUAUCACAUGUUAAAGUCAGGUAUGGCACAAUGGGUUCUGAGACCAGCUUUUUCCCCCCUCCCAUUUGCCUUUUCUAAGCUCUUUUCUUUUCAAGUUACUUUUCUGAUAUUCAUAGACAGAUAUUUAAUUUUAUUGUUAAGCAUCUUGUGUGAAUGUAUUUAAAAAGCCACUGUGUUUUAGUUUGCAGAAAAUAUAAAAAGCUCUGUUUCUUAUUUGCUCCUUUUUUUUGAUGUCUUAAAAGUUAUGUAUUGAAUCACAGAGAUGAAAAGGAGAAAGUUGAACAAUAUCUAAGACUCAUAUCACUUGAUUCUAUGACAGAUUAAAUUAGAAUGGAGGGUGUAGUAUUAAAACUGGAACUUGGACAAACAUAUUCUAUUUAAAAACUCUGCCUCCUAAGUAAGUUUUGUUAAAUGGGUGAAAACUUGUAUAUCUAAAAGUCACUAAUACCAUCUAUACUUCCAGUAUAAAACAAGAAGUAGAAAGCACAAGAAGAAAUAGGUUAGAUAAGUUUUUUGAAGGAACCACAGGUAUAGUAUAUGCUUUGUCAUUCCUGAUAUAAUUUUCUAAUGUUAGAAAUGAACUCUGUCCCAAUACUUAAUUUGAUUUUAAGAUUUAUAUUCUAAGUUUGAUGUAGUUCAAUAGCUUUGCAAAGUAUGCUGACUGAUCAGUAGCUACAGUCAUAGAAAAACAUCAAUUUUUGCUACAGUAAUGGUUUUAUAGCAAACAAAGGCUUUAUUGCAUGUUUCAAAAUGACAGUCACGCAUCUGUUUUGACAGAAAUGUGAAUUUUCACAUUUGUAAGGCUCUUUUCCCUUACCUGCCCUCUCCUCUUCAAAAUACCAACUUUCUUAUGUGUUGAGAUUCACUUGCCUCUUUUCCUUUUGAAUUAUAUGAUAUUUGUAUGACACUGUCAGAUAGCAAAUUAACUUGAAAAGUUAGAAUUAUUUUUCUAAGCAAGGAACUUUAAUUGAAUGUGUAGACAGGUGGGAACUUUUAUUGUUGUUUUGGGCAAUUACAGUUUUAUAAUGCCAUCAAGAUCACCAAUUCAAAUUAAAAAAAAAUUAUUGUAUCUUUAACCUGGCUCACUUACCAAAGUUGUAAUCUGUUUAAGAGUAAAAUGCAUAGGGCACCUUUCAUUAUUGCCACCUAAAAGCUAAGGGUGAAAAGAAAGAAAGCCCUUACAUCUUCCACUGCAGGAUAUUCUGAACAAGAGCCACAGAAAGAAGAAAGCAAAGCAAAACAAAAACCACAAUAAUUUUCAAGAAGGAGGUAAGGGAGAGCAUGCAUAUUUCUUACUAUAAUCAAACACUUUCUUUAUGCAAAUUUCUCUUUUAAAUCACAAGUCCUGAAGGAAGAAAUAAGGAAAUAACGAAUAUAUUUUGAUAUGUUUGGUUAGAUUUGAAUUACUCUUUUUUUAACCCCGCUACCCCAUUUGAAUUAUUCUUAAACCAAAGGAAAAUAAGAAUGUUACAAUUUUCAUUCAUCAAUAUGACAUUGAAGUUAGGGAAUAUUUUAAGUAAAAGAGUUUUUACUUUCAAAGCAAAUGAAUUAAGAACAUGUCUAGUAAAUGUUAAUUUUUUAUGGCACAUCAUUCCAAGUGAGUAGUGUUGGACUGAAAUUAGAAUUUUCAUCAGAAGUAAAAUUACAUUAGAUUAAGGGUGUGCAAAUGCAAGUGAUAUGACUCUUUUGGCACGGUAGCAUGGUAUAUUUGGCUUUUAGAGUCUUUUAGAAGGCAUAAUUUGGCUCCUUUUACUAUUUUGUUAAAACAAUCUCAUAAUUUUUAUUUCUAUGUCUGUUACUUUUAACUCUAAAGCAAUCAUGAUGGUCUUUUCAGAAAUGGUCCAUUCUUACUCAUUUCAGUUUUGUGUUAAUUUUAAGUUACUGAUGUUUUCUUUAAAGUUACCAGUUAUAUGUAUGUAGAAAAUUUGUUUAAUUUGCCUGUAGUUAUCUGAACUCACAAAAUUGGCUCAGCAUUGAUGUGUGAAACAGUGGCUUUGCUUCUUACUUGAUGGGUGUGGUAACCUACUACUUGUUUCAAUCCUGAUGCCGUGAGUGAUGCAGUAUCUGGAUUUGUAUUUGUUCAGAAACUGUACUGUCCUUUCUCUGUGCUUGACUUGCUAAAAAAUAUAUUCCCUUACCUGUGAAAUUUCUGAGCGGUGCUCUGCCAACUUUUGGGGUGGGGUGGUUUGGAUGACUGUGUUACAGCACACUGGAUCUGGAAUUGUUCAGUGUUGUGAGUGGCAAAUUUCUUAAAACACCAGCAGCACUGAGAAGUGCACUAUGGGCAUUGGUACAGUUGUUCAAAUGCAAACAAUUCUUUCAUCUAAGAGAAGCUGAGUUACAGGGUUCAACAGGGGUAUUUGCAGUAUUUCAAGAAGGAUGAAUAUUUCAACUUUUUUGCCUCUGAAGUGGGACAGUAAAUAGGGGUUUCCCCCACCCCCAACUUAAGAGAAUGUACUUAACGUUUUCUCUUUGAAAGGGCCCAGAUGUUUGGUCAAAUUCACUAUGGAUUAAUUUAUAUCUUCUAUUGUGAUUUCUUUCAACCAAAUAAUAAGUGCCAACUAAUUUUCCAUGUGGCUGUCUUCUUUUCUGCUCAGUUUACCAUUUGAGUAGGGAGGAGUCCAUUCAUUUUCAUUACCUGACAUUAAGUUAACUAAUUCAUUGUUUUACAUACAUUUUAUUCAUUUUAUGGCCUAAAAAAUGCUUUUGUAACUAAUUCCAAUGGUCAGAAAGCAAAGCACAUGAUUUGCUCAAAUUUUAAAAUUGAGCAAGGUGUUCAGUAAUUUUUUACUGAACACUUUUUGACAGUCUCUGUUAAUACUAUUUCAAAAUAAAUUGUUUUGAGUUUACUUUGAUUUUGUCUGAAGAAAAAGCCAAACAUUAAAUCAAUUUGUUGCUGUGUUCCAAUAAUUGGUUUAAAAUCUAAGGUUUUCUUUUUUAAGUCAAAUGAUUUUUAAAAAGUGCCAUGUAAUUGUAGCUUGCUAGUGUUUAAUAGACUGAUUCUGUAGUGUUCUAAACAUUUUACAUUGUCAUCCCUGGGUGGAGAAAGUGAUUCUAUUCUUAUUGAACACAUUCUUCCUGACAAAAUCACCAGCUGCUUUAUUUUUCUAUUUAUUAAACAAUUGAUGAGUCAAUCUUGACCAAACUGCUUAGCUGAGAUAUUUUUCACAAUAGACACUAUACAAAAUGUGUGUGUGAAAGGACACAGUUAGGUGAUAGUGUCUUUUCAUUAAUGUGAACAUUGACUAAACAAAGCAGUCCUGCCUUUUAUAUCUUGUGGCAGCUCAGAAGGGAGGUGCUUAAGAACCUUAACUACUGUCAGAUGAUAAACUUUUUCCAUUUUGAAGAUUGGGUACUGCUCACACAUGAUGUAUAGGGCUAAAUAUAUGCUUGUUUCCUUGCACCUGUGUAUUUCUCCUUUUCUCUUUCCCUUUCCUUCCCUGUAGGCAAUAAAUGGCCAUUUUGCAACUGCGUA
Messenger RNA from Cavia porcellus (domestic guinea pig), 8786 nucleotides. It is a transcript of the gene Cnot6l, whose product is annotated as CCR4-NOT transcription complex subunit 6 like. Gene Ontology annotation, molecular function: poly(A)-specific ribonuclease activity; protein binding. NCBI's taxonomy places the organism in Eukaryota, Metazoa, Chordata, Mammalia, Rodentia, Caviidae. Gene Ontology annotation, cellular component: cytoplasm; nucleus; CCR4-NOT complex. The record is from RefSeq and is a predicted model, not a curated record. The transcript is spliced from 12 exons. The coding region runs from base 127 to 1887 and encodes 586 amino acids. Gene Ontology annotation, biological process: nuclear-transcribed mRNA poly(A) tail shortening.